AUGAACAAAGUGGCAGACACACUUGCUGAUGGGGGUCAUAAUGUGGUACUCCACACUUGUUUGUACCUUUUUUUCAAUAAAUAAUUACAGACAUUACUUCAACCCUACGUCUAUGAACAUUUCGGAACAAUUCGAGUUGUUAAGAACAAGAGCAUCGAGGUAAACAGACCAUUCUUAUCCCCAUUAUGACGUUUUUAAUGAUUUCAGAUUGUGGACUACCACAACACUGAAAACGCCCCGACAAACGAGCAGUCAGCAAGCACUUUCAAGUUCAUGUGGGACAGCGAGAUUGUGAAUAAUCCGGUGACUGGAGCGAUAGCGGUAGACGAAUACUUUUCGACGUUUCAGUUCUUUAAUAUACACAUUUCAGCCAAUGUUCCUUCUUUACAAUGAGUUCAAACCAAUGUGUGAUAGUGAGUUUGACAGAGAACAAGAGAGUAAACAAACAUGAAAAAGUUUAGAACUGCUCUCCGAUAAAGAGCUCCACAGCUGGAUUCUUUCGAAAAAGUUCGAUGGAUUCGUGGCUGAAACUUUCGAUUUCUGCGCACUUUGUAAGUUUUCUUCUUUCCUAAUGAGUUCUUGGCUUCAUAAAAUGGAAGUUAAGAUCUCGGUGACCACCUAAAGUUGAAUCUCCUUCCCAUGUUCUCCACAGUCAAGAACAUCCCCGGGUCUCGUGCAAUAGGAGAGCCAUCUCUGCUGACGUUCACCCCUUGUAAGUUGCACCAAUCUUUCAUUCUCACAUCCUUCUCACUCAGCUUUGCACACAAAGUAUGGAGCAGAACAGACGACUUCUGACCGUCUGCAGGACAUUCUCGCAUUCAAUUCCUUCUACUACGCGUUCGGGAAGCUGUUCGAUCGACAGUACAACCAGGCCCAUUCGAUUCUGAAUGGAGACGUCCGUCACUGGAAAGACAUAUUCCAAACUUCCACUUUCUAUUUUUACAAUAACAAUCCGUACAUUGGGUUUGCAAUGCCAACUCUUGCCAAGUCUGUGGAGAUUGGCGGAUUCACUGUGGAUCCGCCGAAGAGUGUUCAACUCGACGAAGAGUUUGAUCGCAUUCUCAAACUGAGAACGUUUAACGUUCUUGUUUCGUUCGGUACAGUUGUUCAAUCAGCUGAUAUGCCAGAGAAAUCAAAGUAACUAUUUGAACUUGAUAUUUUUAUUUCAAGUUGAAGCUUAGAACUGGGCUGAUCGAGAUGUUCAAGAACCUGCCGGACACUACAUUCAUCUGGAAGUACGAGGUGGAUGACGAGAGUAUUCUGAACAGGUUACCGGAGAAUGUGAUUCUGAAGAAGUGGGUUCCACAGCCUGAUCUUCUCGGUUAGUUCAACUUCUACUCCUAUUCAAAAACAAUAAAUUCCAGCUGACAAACGACUGAAUCUCUUCAUAACUCACGGAGGUCUGGGGAGCACAAUUGAGGUUGCCUACUCUGGGAAACCAUCUCUAAUGGUAUCCCUCCAAUCUUUUCUUUCAACUCCCAACUCACUUUUCCAGAUUCCAAUAUUCGGUGACCAACUUUUGAACGCCAAGAUGUUGAGCCGUCACGGUGGAGCUAAAUUCUUCGAAAAAUACGAUCUGGAGCAUCCGGAGAAGCUCACAGAAGCAGUUCGAGAAGUGAUUUCAAACGAGUCUUUCAAUGCAAACGCCCUUCUUUUGGCCGAUAUUCUCCGAAAUCAACCGAUUGAUCCGAAACAGAACCUACUGAAACAUGCCGAGUUCGCAGCAAAGUGAGUCAGAUUCUGAGACUGUCAGGGGAAGAUAUUGUUGCAGAUUUGGGAGAGUGUGUGCUCUGGAGCCGUACAAUGUGCACUACAACUUCAUUCAGUACUACAUGCUCGACGCCUACGCCAUCCUUCUUCUCUUCGCCCUUUUCACAUUAUAUCUCAUACAUUUACUCAUCAAAUUCGUGUACCGACGGGUGUUCAAAUCGAAAUCAAAGACCGAGUGA
This is a messenger RNA of Caenorhabditis sp. 36 PRJEB53466, 1949 nucleotides long. Lineage: Eukaryota; Metazoa; Nematoda; Chromadorea; Rhabditida; Rhabditidae. The record is from the annotation of a GenBank genome assembly.